GUAUUUUAAUGUACCAAUAAAAUAAAGAAAUUGAUAUAUGAGGUUAUAUACAAAUUUAAGAUAAAAUAAAUGAAGUAAAAUUUUAAUAAUGUAAUUUAAAGAAUAGAGUAGAGAAAUUGUUGUGAGUACGUGUGCCUAACACUCAUAAAGUGUUAGACACAGGUGCCAAAUAACUGUCUUUUCUUCCUUCCAUGGCAAAAAAGUAGUUUAUUCGGUUGAGAUGUUGAUCUAUAAAUACAUGCAUGCAAUUGUUCACAAAAACUAUAACAACCACUCCACCUUAUAUGUUAUAUAGAGAGAAACAAACAAAGAGUGCUUGCUAGAGAGAGAGGAAAGAAAAAACAAUGGCUUCUGCAGUGAAAGGAGCAAUACUAGCAAUAGACAACGAAGCGAGCUUCCAAGAUCAAGCAGAGAUCUGGAAAUACAUGCUCAACUUCGGAGACUCCAUGGCGCUAAAAUGCGCCGUGGAGCUCAGACUCCCCGACAUCCUCCACUCUGCAGAUGGCCCAAUGACACUCUCGGAAAUCGCUGCCGCAAUCCCUAACGCCCCGUCCCCACAAGCGUCGCACCUCUUCAGAGUCCUGCGUCUCCUCGUGCGUCGCAAAAUUUUUACUUCCGAAGAAGACAAAGUGUCAGGUGAAACCCUUUAUGGGCCCACAAAACUGUCGAGCUGGCUCCUCCACGAGCCAGCUCCAACAUCUGACUCAGAUGCCUCGAUCAUGACACUGGCUCCCAUGUUAAUCAUGGAGAACCACCCGUGGCACGUGGACCCGUGGCACAAACUGAGCGAGUUCAUCAGAGAAGGUGGACUCGCUCCGUUCGAGAAAGAACACGGGUACAUGUUUGAUUUCGCUGCGAAGAAUCCUCUUUACAAUAAAUUGCUUAACAACGCGAUGGCGUGCACGGCACGAAUUACGAUAAGAACAUUAUUGAGUCAUUGUGGUGAUGAUCUUUUCAAUGGGGUUGGAUCUGUGGUUGAUGUUGGUGGUGGGACUGGGAGAUUUAUUUCAGAAAUAGUGAAAUCAUAUCCUCAUAUUAAAGGGAUUAAUUUUGAUAGAUCUCAUGUGAUUUCUACUGCUCCAGCUUAUCCUGGUGUCACUCAUGUUGGGGGUGACAUGUUUCAAGAGGUUCCUUCUGCUGAUGCUGUUGUCACCAAGUGGGUAUUGCAUGACUGGGGAGAUGAACUAUGUGUGAAGCUAUUGAAGAAUUGCAGAAAAGCAAUCCCAGAAAAAGGUGGGAAAGUGAUAAUAGUUGACAUAGUUGUUGAGGCUGAUGGGGAAGGAGUGUUUGAUGACACUGGUGUUGUCUUUGAUGUUCUUAUGCUUGCUCAUAACACUGGUGGAAAAGAAAGAACUGAGAAAGAGUGGAAAUCUCUGUUGGACCAAUCUGGUUUUCCUCGUUACAAAAUCACCAAAAUCCCUGCUUUGCAAUCUGUCAUUGAAGCCUAUCCAAACUAAUUAAUUAGUUAAUCCAAUAUUAUAUGUAUAAAUAAAUAAUGUUUAGCCAAUUACUCUAUAAGUAUAUAUUCUUGUUCUCAAGAAGUGUAUUUAUGAUGAUUGGUUAAUUGUUGUAAGUUUUAAUUAUGCAUGUUUGUGUUAUUAUUGCCUUAAUUAAUUAGUGAAGUUAUUGUGUCCUUAAUUGCAA
Molecule: messenger RNA, 1644 nt
Organism: Cannabis sativa
Lineage: Eukaryota; Viridiplantae; Streptophyta; Magnoliopsida; Rosales; Cannabaceae
Product: xanthohumol 4-O-methyltransferase-like
Exons: 2
Coding region: 345-1457 (370 amino acids)
Biological process (GO): methylation
Molecular function (GO): protein dimerization activity; O-methyltransferase activity; S-adenosylmethionine-dependent methyltransferase activity
Source: RefSeq, a predicted model, not a curated record